AUGGUGAAGCCGGCUUCUGUAGACGGUAACGGGUUGAAAAAAGGCGCGUGGAGUGAGGAAGAAGAUGAAAAGCUAAGGGCUUAUAUUCAGAGGUAUGGCCAUUGGAACUGGAGAUUGCUGCCCAAGUUUGCUGGUUUGUCAAGGUGUGGAAAAAGUUGCAGGCUAAGAUGGGUCAACUAUUUGAAGCCUGGGGUCAAAAGAGGAAACUUCACCAAGGAAGAAGAGGAUAUGAUCAUUGAAUUGCAUUCCCAGCUUGGAAAUAAGUGGUCAGCCAUUGCAGCAAAACUUCCGGGAAGAACCGACAACGAAAUCAAGAACUUCUGGCACACGCGCGUUGGGAAAAGCCGGAAACAAAGUCCAUUGUCCGCCGAUACUAAUAAUUCGACCGAAAUUUCUGAAGAUCAGGAGUUAAAUGAAGAGGAAUACACUUUUCGCGAGACGGGUCAAAAUGAUGAAUCCACUCCCUUAGAUGGGUCGGGCUUGUUCAUGGAGCCCGACCCGAUAGAUUCUUGGCCCAAUUCAUUUUCGACCGAUACUGCAGCCUACGGGCAGAAUAAUUAUUACUACCCGCCAGUACUGCCCGAGGAAGAUUUUUUCUAUUCGGAGUUCGGUUAUGGUAAUCAAUUAUCAAGCACGGGCGACUCUUAUUAUUCGAACAACCAACCGAGUUUUUGGGAAAAACCUUUUGCAUCAGAUAUUGCAUCAACUUCACAAUGUCAAACUAGUUAUGAUCCACAUGAAGAGGAAGUUGGAGGAGUUUAUGAUCCUUUAUUUGAGGACUUUGAUCAUGGGAUCAAUUUGUUUAAUUAGCUAGAAAUUAGUUGCAUGAAACGAGUUAGGGUUUAUAGUUUGAGAAUAUUAUAUAUCUGUGUGUGUGGGAUACUUGACUUUUGUAAAUGAG
Molecule: messenger RNA, 901 nt
Organism: Striga asiatica
Lineage: Eukaryota; Viridiplantae; Streptophyta; Magnoliopsida; Lamiales; Orobanchaceae
Source: the annotation of a GenBank genome assembly